AUGUCCAAGACGAGCAAUGCUCCUCCUCAGAAGAAACGGACGGCAGUGAUCAUCGGCGCCGGAGCAGGUGGCGUUGCAACAGCCGCCCGUCUCGCCCGCGCUGGCUUCUCCGUCACGGUUCUGGAGAAGAAUAAUCAUACCGGUGGKCGAUGUUCGCUCCUGCAUUCCCCCGAUGGGGAAUACCGAUUCGAUCAGGGACCGAGUUUACUGCUGCUGCCGGAAAUGUUCAAGCGGACUUUCCGAGAGUUGGGCACGAGUUUGGAGGUUGAGGGGGUGGAGUUGAGGAAAUGCGAGCCGAAUUAUCAUGUCUGGUGUCAUGAUGGUGAGUGUGUGAAGUUGUCGAGUGAUUUGGGGGUGAUGAAGGGCGAGGUGGAGAAGUGGGAGGGCAAAGGCGGGUUUGAGAGGUAUUUGGAGUGGAUGGGGGAAGGGCAUCGGCAUUACGAGUUGAGUGUGGAACAUGUGUUGUUGAGGAAUUUCGAGGGCAUCGUGGCCAUGUUGCGGUGGGAUUUUUUGAGAAAUGUGUUGAGGUUGCAUCCUUUUGAGAGUAUUUGGGGCCGGGUGAGUCGAUAUUUCCGGACCGAGAGGUUAAGGCGGGUGUUUACAUUUGGGAGCAUGUACAUGGGGAUGAGUCCUUUUGAUGCGCCGGGGACGUAUAGCUUGCUGCAGUAUACGGAAUUGGCUGAGGGCAUUUGGUAUCCCGUAGGUGGGUUUUGGAGGGUGGUGGAGGCGCUGGUCGGGGUUGGGGAGAGAUUGGGGGUGGAAUAUCGAUUGAACACGGCCGUCAAGAAGAUUGUGUUGGAUGCAACGGGAAUGCGAGCGCAAGGAGUGGAACUGGAAUCGGGGGAAAUGCUCACCGCGGACGUGGUGGUGAACAACUCGGAUCUGGUCUACGCCUACUCCACCCUCCUCUCCACGCAACAAUCUCCCAGCUAUGCGGAGAAUUUGAAAUCCCGCCCCGGGAGCUGCAGUAGCAUCUCCUUCUACUGGGGUCUUUCGAAACAAGUCCCCGAAUUGCAAGCACACAACAUCUUCCUCGCCGAAUGUUACAAGGAGAGUUUUGAUAGCAUUUUCAAACGACACUUGAUCCCGGACGAACCUUCCUUUUAUGUCAACGUUCCCAGCAGAGUCGAUGGAAGCGCGGCGCCGCAGGGGAAAGAUUCCGUGGUGGUGUUGGUUCCCGUGGGAAAUCUGACGGAAACCGAGGGUGGUGGCAAGGGUGGUGCUGGGGUGGAUCCUACGAAUGUGCAGGAUUGGCCGAAGAUGAUAUCUCUGGCGAGGAAGACGAUUCUGGCAACCGUCGAGGCGAGGACGGGAGUGGAUCUCGGCCCGUUGAUUGUGCAUGAGCAGAGCAAUGAUCCGCACACAUGGAAGGAGCGGUUCAAUCUCGACAAAGGAGCGAUUCUGGGCUUGUCGCAUUCCUUCUUCAACGUCUUGUGCUUUCGCCCCUCGACUCGCGCGAGACGUCCCGCGCUUCUGGAUCCCGUGUGCAAGGAAUUGGGCGUUGUGGGCAGGGUGGGAGAGAGUGUUGUUGAUGCUGUGAGGAGUUUGGGGCCCUGGGGGAGGGAUGUCCAGGGCUUGUAUAUGGUUGGUGCGAGUGCGCAUCCGGGGACGGGAGUGCCGAUUGUGCUUGCGGGCGCGAGAUUGGUUGUCGAGCAGAUCUGUGGGGAUUUGAGGGUUGGUGUGCCGUGGAGGGAGGGCCAGGAGGUGGUGGAGAAGAAGAAGGGUAUGUUGGAUGUGGUUGAUGCGCAAAAAGGUUGGCUGGGGUGGAUCAUGGGGUGGGUGGUGAUGGCGCUUGUGCCGUGGAUGCUGGGGUGGGUGGUGUUGUUGUUGGUGGGGAGGUUGUUGUGA
This is a messenger RNA of Ramularia collo-cygni, 1848 nucleotides long. Its product is annotated as probable Phytoene desaturase. The coding region runs from base 1 to 1848 and encodes 615 amino acids. The record is from RefSeq and is a predicted model, not a curated record. NCBI's taxonomy places the organism in Eukaryota, Fungi, Ascomycota, Dothideomycetes, Mycosphaerellales, Mycosphaerellaceae. The transcript has a single exon. Gene Ontology annotation, biological process: carotenoid biosynthetic process. Gene Ontology annotation, molecular function: oxidoreductase activity.